UACAGGCUGGAGCGGCAGCUGCAUACUGCAUUUCCCUGAAGUGUUACAUGAUUUGCACUCCUUGCAAACUUUAUCAUCUGUGUUGCAGUGCGUCGGAAAUCAAUAUGCAGAGCAGGGGUACAAUCAAAUGCAUUCGAUCUCUCUUGCAAUUUCUUCUGCUCUGGGUGCUUAUCGGGAAGUCACACACUGAAGAAGACAUCAUAGUUACAACCAAGAGUGGAAAAGUCAGAGGGAUGAACUUGCCAGUUCUUGGUGGCACAGUAACGGCCUUUCUUGGCAUUCCCUACGCACAGCCACCUCUUGGUAGUCUUCGAUUCAAAAAGCCACAGUCCUUGACUAAGUGGUCCGAUAUUUGGAAUGCCACAAAAUAUGCCAAUUCUUGCUAUCAGAACACAGAUCAAAGUUUCCCAGGCUUCCUUGGAUCAGAGAUGUGGAACCCAAACACUGACCUCAGUGAAGACUGUUUAUAUCUGAAUGUGUGGAUUCCAGCACCCAAGCCAAAAAAUGCUACUGUAAUGAUAUGGAUCUAUGGUGGUGGUUUUCAAACUGGAACAUCAUCUUUACAUGUUUAUGACGGCAAGUUUCUGGCUCGGGUUGAAAGAGUUGUUGUAGUUUCAAUGAACUAUAGGGUGGGUGCCUUAGGAUUCUUAGCCUUACCAGGAAAUCCUGAGGCACCAGGGAAUAUGGGUUUAUUUGAUCAACAGUUGGCACUUCAGUGGGUCCAAAAAAAUAUAGCAGCCUUUGGUGGAAAUCCUAGAAGUGUAACUCUCUUCGGAGAAAGUGCAGGAGCAGCUUCAGUUAGCCUACAUUUGCUUUCUCCUAGAAGCCACUCAUUGUUUACCAGAGCCAUUCUGCAAAGUGGAUCCUCUAAUGCCCCUUGGGCAGUAACAUCUCUUUAUGAAGCUAGGAACAGAACAUUGACCUUAGCUAAAUUUGUUGGUUGCUCUAGAGACAAUGAAACUGAGAUAAUCAAAUGCCUGCGAUAUAAAGAUCCCCAGGAAAUUCUUCUGAAUGAAGUAUUUGUUGUCCCCUAUGAUACUCUCUUGUCAGUAAACUUUGGUCCAACUGUGGAUGGUGAUUUUCUCACUGACAUGCCAGACACACUUCUCCAACUUGGACAGUUCAAAAAAACCCAGAUCUUGGUGGGUGUUAAUAAAGAUGAAGGGACAGCAUUUUUAGUAUAUGGUGCUCCUGGUUUCAGCAAAGAUAACAACAGUAUCAUAACUAGAAAAGAAUUUCAAGAGGGUUUAAAAAUAUUUUUUCCAGGAGUGAGUGAAUUUGGAAGAGAAUCGAUCCUUUUCCAUUACAUGGACUGGUUAGACGAUCAGAGAGCUGAAAAUUACCGUGAGGCCUUGGAUGACGUUGUUGGGGAUUACAAUAUCAUAUGCCCUGCCCUGGAGUUCACCAAAAAGUUCUCAGAAUUGGGAAGUAAUGCCUUUUUCUACUAUUUUGAACACCGAUCCUCCAAACUUCCUUGGCCAGAAUGGAUGGGAGUGAUGCAUGGUUAUGAAAUUGAGUUUGUCUUUGGUUUACCUCUGGAAAGAAGAGUUAAUUACACAAAAGAUGAGGAAAUUUUGAGUAGAUCCAUUAUGAAACGCUGGGCAAAUUUUGCAAAAUAUGGAAAUCCAAAUGGGACCCAGAGCAAUAGCACAAGAUGGCCUGUCUUCAAGAGCACUGAACAAAAAUAUUUAACCUUGAAUACAGAGUCACCAAGAGUAUACACCAAACUACGAGCUCAACAAUGUCGAUUCUGGACACUAUUUUUUCCUAAAGUCUUGGAAUUGACAGGAAAUAUUGAUGAAGCAGAACGAGAAUGGAAAGCAGGAUUCCAUCGCUGGAACAAUUACAUGAUGGACUGGAAAAAUCAAUUUAACGAUUACACUAGCAAGAAAGAAAGCUGUGCAGAUUUUUGAAGCUUUCAAAGACAGAGCGUGAGUACCAUGUCCUCCAUCUCAGUUCACCUGGUCUUACCGCCAUUUAGCGAGGAAGCUAUUCACUAAAUCUUCGAGUAGAUUGAAGGCUACCAAGGAAUACCUCAAAUUCCAGAGCACCAAAGGUUCUUGAUCAUUCACUGGCACUACUAUAUGGAAUUCUACCACUUCAUGUACAUUUUUCAGUGCCUGCAAAACAUUCUAACUUUUUCUAGGAUGUCUUUUAAUCAUCUCUUCAACCUCUUUUUGACUGUUACUAUCCCUUAGAAGAACAAAAAUUUAAACUAUUAUAUGUUAAUGUCCUAAUGAAAAGUAUUUGAUUUAUCCAUUACCAUUAUCAGUCUAAUGCAUGGGGUGUCAACUUUAGUAAAGUGAGUCUGGCUUGGAUCCCAUCUAAAGAAACUCAGUGGUAGAAUGUUUUGGGACAUUGUCCCAUUUAAGUUUAGGCAGAGAGAACAAAUGAGAAGGGCCUAGGGAGAACUUCUCCUCAUGUACUGUGCUGAGGGAACAGCCAGGACGCCUAAGCUGCUGGAGGAAAUAAGGGAGGGUGGUAGGAGAUGAGGUCAGGAAGUGAGGAGAGGGGCAGAUUGGAAGCCAUUGCAGGGCUCUGAGCAAAUGAGUAAUGGAAUCAUGAUCAUACUUUAUUUUAGAAGGAUCACUCUGGUUCCUUGGAGGCUAGAUGAUACGAAAGCAAGAAUGAGUAUAGUUUAAUUAUUCCAGGCAAGAGGGAAGAGUAGCUUAAACUAGGUAGAAGAUGUGGAGAGGUAAGAGGUGUUAUAUAUCUUAUAUUUCUAAGCAACAGCCAACAGGACUUGCCAAAAGACAGAGAGGAGUAAACAAUAAAUACAAGAUUUUCUGCCUAACUAACUGGUUGAAUGGAUUUAUCAUAUUCUGAGACAGGGAAAGCUGUAGGUUCAGCAGGUCUAAAUAGAGAAACUAGAGUUUGUUUCAGGGCAUGUUGACUUUCAGAUGCCUAUUAGAUAGCUCAGAAAGAGACAGAGACAACACUUUGUUAAAUGAGAGUACAGUUUAGGGGAGAUGUCCAGAUUAGAAAUAUAAAUUAGGAUGUUUCCAGCAUAAGUAUGGUACAUAAAGCCGUAGAACUGAAGGAGAGUACCUAGAAAUUGAGUGUAAAUCUGGACAGAGCAGAGCCAGCACUCCAGCACUGAGACUUAAUUUGAUGUUUAAGUCUCUGUUCAGAUACAGUGCUUAUUGCCAGACCUUGAUAAAACAACUUCCCUUACCAACCUUGACUCGUCUCUCAUUCAUCUGUAGCUCAACAAAAUCUUUCUUCAGGAAAAGUAAACCAAGCCUUUUUAUAGCUGAGAAAAUCUUUUGGUUGCCUUCACAAGUAAAUAAAUAUUUGGUUGAAUUUAUACCACAAUUUAAAUAUAUUUUCCUCAACUCCAUAGAAUUCUCUACAGAUUAAAAGUCUAAGAACAACUAGAUUUUUGUUUCCAUGAAUAUAAUCUACAGCUUCUCUUUGGAUGCUUGCAAGAGUUAUACAUACAUGCACAUAUACAUACAUGCAUGCAUACAUAUAAUUCACAGGCUAAAUAAUGGCCUCCCAGAAGACAUCCACUUCCUAAUCCCUGGAACUUGUAAGUGUUACAUUAUAUUGAGUAAAAAAAUUUUGCAGAAGUGAUUAAGUUGAAGAUCUUGAGAGGGGGAGAUAAUAUUGAAUUAUCCAGGAGGGUACUAAAGGCAAUCAGAUGUAUCCUUACAAGAGAGAGGCAGAGGAAGAUCUGACCCACAGAAGAGGAGAAGGCAGUGUGACCACAGAGGCAGAGAUUGGAGUGAUGCGGCCACAAGCUAAAGAAUGCUGGCAGCCACCAGAAGUCAGAAGAGACAAAGAAUGAAUUCUUCCAUGGAGCCUAUGGAGGGAAGGUGGCUCUGCUGACACCUUGAUUUUGACAGUGAAACUGAUUUCAAAUUUCUAACCUCUAGAACUGGGAGAGAAUAUGUUUCCAUUAUUUAAGCUGUCAAGUCUGUAUUAACUUAUUACAGCAGCUGUAGGAAACUAAUACAUAUAUAUAAAAUUUCACCCAGAUAUAUCUAAAUAUUAUUUAUCUAACAUAUUUUUCCCUAGGUUUUCAAAGGUAUUUUCAAUCUGCCAGUUAAUGUAUAUCUUCAUUUGGUGAGAGUUUUCAUAUAUCUGUCUUUGUUAUUUUUGCUCUGUCUGCUCUGUUCUCAACUCCUAUAGUAUUAUACAUGAGUCAGAUUACCUAAUCUGGCCCACUUUAGCCUCACUUUAGUUUUUCUUUAUUCCUUUCCUCAAAAGUACUCUAAUUUGGGAAAAUUUCCUUCCAGUGUUUGCUCCUCCUCUCAGAUUUGUCUUCUAAAUCAAAUUCAUUAUUUUUAUU
Diceros bicornis minor is the source of this 4294-nucleotide messenger RNA. RefSeq names its product butyrylcholinesterase (gene BCHE). Gene Ontology annotation, molecular function: acetylcholinesterase activity. Gene Ontology annotation, biological process: acetylcholine catabolic process; choline metabolic process. The transcript is spliced from 5 exons. Bases 48 to 1913 code for a protein of 621 amino acids. Gene Ontology annotation, cellular component: plasma membrane. The record is from RefSeq and is a predicted model, not a curated record. Lineage: Eukaryota; Metazoa; Chordata; Mammalia; Perissodactyla; Rhinocerotidae.